Messenger RNA from Ahaetulla prasina, 2242 nucleotides. RefSeq names its product cholesterol 24-hydroxylase. The record is from RefSeq and is a predicted model, not a curated record. Gene Ontology annotation, molecular function: cholesterol 24-hydroxylase activity; iron ion binding; heme binding. Lineage: Eukaryota; Metazoa; Chordata; Lepidosauria; Squamata; Colubridae. Gene Ontology annotation, biological process: cholesterol catabolic process. The transcript has 15 exons. The coding region runs from base 115 to 1611 and encodes 498 amino acids.
AGACCACGUGACAUUAUAUAAGAUCUCCCGUCCCACAGAGCUCCCUUCCAGGGAAAAAGACAAACCGCUGCAGGUUGAGCUAGCGCGCUUGUCUCACUUUGCAUUCGCUGUCUUAUGAUGGAAGCGAUGUGGAGCUUUUGGCAACUGCUGCUGGCUGUGCCCCUUUUGAUGUUGGGCCUCUACUGUUGCUACAUUAAAGUAGUUCAUGUAAAAUACGAUUACAUCCCCGGCGCCCCAAGGGCGAGUUUUUUCUUUGGCCACUUGCCAACCCUCUGGAGAAUGUUGAAAAACAAGGAACUGAUACAUGAUCUCUUUCUGAAGUGGGCUGAGGAAUAUGGACCAGUUGUACGUUUUAAUGCUUUUCAUAGAAUCUCAUUAAUAAUAUUAAGUCCUGAAGGAGUGAAGGAAUACUUGAUGUCACCACAGUAUUCAAAGGACCCAAGGGUAUAUAGCCGACUUUGCAAUGUGUUUGGUGUAAGAUUUUUAGGGAAUGGCUUGGUAACCGAUCUUGACUAUAAUCAUUGGCACAAACAGCGAAAAAUUAUGGAUUCAGCAUUCAGUCGAAAUUACUUGAUUGGUUUGAUGGAGGUCUUUAAUGACAAAGCCGAAGACCUCAUGAAAGUGCUGAAUGAAAAAGCAGAUGGAGAGACUGAAGUGGAUAUGAUGAACCUGAUCAGACGGUUGACCAUGGACAUCAUUGCAAAGGUGGCAUUUGGCCUGGAACUAAACACUCUACACUGUGACCAAACACCUUUUCCUCAUGCUUUUACCAUGGUCAUAAAUGGGUUGAGCAAGGAACGAAAUCCAUUUUUCAAGUAUCUGCCAAGAAAUAGAAAAGAGGUACAGGAGGUUCGUGAAAGUCUCAGAUUCCUACGUCGCACUGGAAAAGAAUGUAUCACACAAAGGCGGAAGGCCAUCCAGACUGAAGAACCUGUCCCAUUAGAUAUUCUCACCCAGAUAUUGAAGAGUGCAGAUCAGGAGGAAUCUGAUGAUGAAACUAUGGUAGACAACUUUGUCACCUUUUUUGUGGCAGGUCACGAGACCACUGCCAAUCAAUUAUCUUUUACUAUCAUGGAAUUAGCACGGCACCCAGAAAUAGUUACAAAACUUCAGGCUGAAGUCGAUGAAGCUAUUGGUGUGAAGAGAGAUGUUGCCUACGAAGAUCUGAGGAAACUGGAAUAUUUAUCACAGGUCCUCAAAGAAACCCUACGGUUAUACCCACCAGUUCCAGGCACUAUGCGCUGGACAGAGAAGAAAAAUGUAAUUGAAGGAAUUGACAUUCCAGCAAACAUCACCCUAUUUUUCAGUACCUAUAUCAUGGGACGCAUGGAUAGAUACUUCAAGGAUGCUCUGACCUUUGAUCCUGAUCGAUUUAGCAAAGGCAAAUCAAGACCUUAUUUUUCCUAUUUCCCAUUUUCGCUGGGACCUCGUUCAUGUAUUGGACAGUUAUUUGCUGAGAUGGAAGUUAAAGUGCUGAUGGCCAAAUUUCUGCAGAGGUUUGAAUUUGAGCUGGCUCCACCGCAGAGCUUUAAAAUUCUAGAUAAGGGAACCUUGAAGCCACUUGAUGGUGUAACAUGCAGACUGAAACCACGGCAGCAGUUUAAUUUUUAAAAAGAGCAAAUGUUGUGCAUUUAUGUUCACAAUAUCUUUUAAACUGAACCAGGGUGUAUUAAAGAGCAUUUCAAGCAGCACUUGAAAGGCUGAUCCUGAUGUUUACAUGUUCACCUGACCACUUUAGAUUCUAGAACAGUUGAUUCUCUGCAGCUUGAUCACUUAUCUGAUCCUGUCACCACUGCUGUUUCAAUUGCUCUUUUCCCGUGGGACAAAUGCACAAGACUGCCUACAUGCAAGAGACUAGACAAAUAGAUGCUUAGAAUUAGACUUGGAAAGUACCUUGGACAUCAUCUAGACCUAGGGUGUAAAACUUGCAUCACGGUGUCAUCAUGUGAGGUAUCGGCAGUGGUGGGAUUCAAAUUCUUUUACUACCGGUUCUGUGGGUGUGGCUUGGUGGGCGUGGCAUAGAUUGGUGGGCAUGGCAGGGGAAGGAUACUGUAAAAUUUCCAUUCCCAUCCCACUCCAGGGGAAGGAGUGUAUUAAAUAAGAACUCUAAGUAAAAGUCCCCUGAAUGUUAUGUUAUAUGAUUGAACAUAUCAAAGUGACUUGAGGAGACUUGGACAACUCCUUGAUUUAUUUAAAUGGAUUUGACUGAUUAUUUAUGAGAUAUUAAAAAUGAUUUGUGUAA